Messenger RNA from Prunus persica (peach), 1621 nucleotides. Its product is annotated as RNA-binding protein 33. NCBI's taxonomy places the organism in Eukaryota, Viridiplantae, Streptophyta, Magnoliopsida, Rosales, Rosaceae. Bases 145 to 1230 code for a protein of 361 amino acids. The record is from RefSeq and is a predicted model, not a curated record. Gene Ontology annotation, cellular component: nucleus. The transcript has 6 exons.
AGCGUUAUAAAGAGAGCGGUAAAGAGUAGAGAGAGACAGAGAGAGGAAGAGAGAGACAGAGAGAAGAAGAGAGAGAGCAGGCUGAGAGAGAGAGUGAAGAGCGUUUGGUUUCCGUUUAUUCUGUUAAUAUAUGUGUGUACCAGCAUGGUGUCGGACCAAGAAAUAGCGGAAGGUGUGGAGACUGUUCUCCGUCAAUCAGGCCCUAACGACGUCACCUCCGUAAACGGUGUCGUUCAGCAGCUCGAGGCCAAGCUAGGGUUAGACCUGUCCCACAAGGCUGGCUUCAUUCGGGACCAGAUCAGCUUCCUCCUCCGCCCGUACGCCCAACCGCAACCCCAACACCAACCUCCGAAAGACCAUUUUGCCCUCCACACCAACCCCCAGCACCAUUACCACCACCAUCCUCAAUUCCUCCCCCAACAAUUUCCUCCCCAUUUUGCCCUCCACCCCCACCACCGCGCCCCCGAGCCCCACAGCUUCCAGCAGCCGCCGCCGCCUCAGCAACUGCGGCCUCAGGCUCAGCUGCAGCCUCCCGCUGUGAAGCACGAGGCCUUGGCGCAGAAUGCCACUAAAGUCGCCCCAGAAACUCCCAAAGAGAGUGCUCCGGCUUCUGGAACCAAGAGAAGAGGUGGGCCAGGGGGUCUUAACAAAGUCUGUGGUGUCUCACCUGAGCUUCAGGCUGUUGUUGGUGAACCGGCCUUGCCAAGGACUGAGAUUGUAAAGCAGCUCUGGGCAUACAUAAGGAAGAACAACCUCCAAGAUCCAAGUAAUAAGAGAAAGAUAAUUUGUGAUGAUGCCUUGCGUGUGGUAUUUGAGACAGACUGUACUGACAUGUUCAAGAUGAAUAAGCUGCUAGCUAAACAUAUUAUACCCCUUGGACCUAACAAGGAGUCAACUCAAGCUAAACGAUUGAAGUUAGAGGCCAAGUCCACCACUGAUAGUACUGAACCUCAACCUCAAGUUCAACCACAACCACAACCUGGUUCCCCUACUGUAGGAAUAUCUGAAGCACUAGCUAAGUUUUUGGGCUUUGGAGGAAGGGAGAUGCUCCUAUCUAAGGCAAGAAGCCUUGUUUGGGAGUAUGUAAAGGCUAACCGUUUGGAGGAUCCUUUAAAUUCUACGGUGAUAUUAUGUGACGCAAAGCUCCACGAGCUUCUUGGAUGCGAAAGCAUUUCUGCAGUGGGGUUGCACGAGAUGUUAGAUCGCUAUCACUUGUUCAAACAAUUGUGAUUUCUGGUAGUGUUGACUGGUGCAUGGGGACCUUUGCCAUCUGGUCUCUUCUGAUGGUAGAAAAGAUAGGAAAGAAGCUUUUUUUUUCUUCUUUGUUUAUUUCUUUUUUGUGCAUUGACGUGGUUAGGUGUCUUACUUGUCGUGGUUAUUUAUAUGUAGAAUUGCUAUGUGCUGUGGGUUGAUGGCAAGUUUCUUGGUUUAUGCCAUUGCCCGGGGUUUAGUUCUUUUUAGUUGUCUUCUCCUAACCCAGAAACUGUGACAGAAGAUAAAUGCUCUGUACAGCGUGGAAGGACCCUUUGCAUUUUCUUAGAUGGCUGGCAGUAAGUGUUAGUUUUGACUGCAGCUUUUGUGUAUCUUGUUACAUGGCAGUAAACUCCUCUUUUAACUCCGA